AUGGACAUGGUGAUUGAUAGGGAUUUCAGUGGGAGUAAUACAUACGACUCUGCUUUGGCGGCGACGUCCUCCGCGGCGGCGGCCUCGGUGGCCUCGUCGUGCUCGUCGUCCUUGGGGAAGGCGAGUGGGGUGUCCGGGCUAGCGACGCCCUCGCUCCUGCCACUAUCAUCAUCGACCGCCGCGGCGGGCUUCUCGGCCGGCGAGGACGCGGGGGCCCUCCGCGGCCGGCGCCGACCCCACGAGGGAAUCUCUAGCCGCGCGUUCUACUUCUGCUGCUGGCGGUGGCGGCGGUUGCAGGCCCGCACGAUGGACGGCAGGUCGGCUCACGUCACGAUCAAGAGAUUGAAUCACCGCAUAAGUCAUGAGAGCAUAUCUUUAGACGAGGAGAACCGGCUGAUCAAAGAAAUUAAGACCCUUGAAAAAACCAAGCCAAAGGUCAGUUCCAAUGCUGCUAAACGAGCUAAAAUGCAAGAUACAGUUGUUGAAAGAGAUGCCAUACAGGAUCAGGUGAAAAUCAUCAGGGAUGGUAUAGAUGGAGUAAAGAAGGAGCGACAAGGGGUCAGGUCUAAGAUUAAGGUCCUGGAUGAUGAGAUGAAGGUUGUUGAUGGCGAGAUUGCUUUGCUUCAAGAAGAUUUAAAUGCAGCUACUGCCAGAAAGGAUAAAGCAUACGAGUCAUUGACCGAAUUGAGAAAAUUGCGUGAUCUUCCCAAUGCAUCCUUCCAUCAAAACCGCAUAGUCCUGAACAAAGCCAGGGAAUUAAAUGGCAGCAGGUUCUGA
This is a messenger RNA of Hordeum vulgare subsp. vulgare (domesticated barley), 777 nucleotides long. Its product is annotated as proton pump-interactor BIP103-like. The record is from RefSeq and is a predicted model, not a curated record. The coding region runs from base 1 to 777 and encodes 258 amino acids. Lineage: Eukaryota; Viridiplantae; Streptophyta; Magnoliopsida; Poales; Poaceae. The transcript has 5 exons.